Molecule: messenger RNA, 1860 nt
Organism: Naegleria fowleri
Lineage: Eukaryota; Heterolobosea; Eutetramitea; Acrasida; Naegleriidae
Exons: 1
Coding region: 1-1860 (619 amino acids)
Molecular function (GO): UDP-glycosyltransferase activity
Source: RefSeq, a predicted model, not a curated record
AUGCGUCGUUUUAUCACAAAACUUGUUGUGAUAUGGCUCAUUGUCUCUAGUAUCCUUUCACUCAUUGCUGUAGCAACUCCAACCCCCUUCUCUCUCUCCUCCUCUUCUGUACAACACAAACAACUUGGCUACAAGAAUAUUCUCAUUUUGUGUUUACCAUUUGCAGGACAUGUUACUCCCCACAUCGAACUUGUAGAGAGUCUGGCCCAUAGAGAAAAAAUCGGAAAUGUUACUUUUGCAAACAUUGAACUUUCAAAACCAUUCAUUAGAUCAUUGAUAGAGAAGAUCAAUGCUGUAAGAAUGACUCAAGCGAGCAACGCACUCUCAAAAAUUCACAUUCACUUUUUCAAUGAUGACAAUUUGGAAUUCAACACCCCUGCAAGAUAUGAACAAAUCACAACAGAGAUGGAUUCAGUACCAGAAGACAAGGUGCAUGAGAUCAUGAUCCACCGUUUGUUGGUACCCUAUCAAAGGCUUCUACUACAUCAAUUGGAAAUUGUUGAAGUACAUGAUGGACGUCUUUUGAAGGUACUCGCAUUAGGCACUCCUGAAGCAUUAUCCAACACGGAACAAGUCAAAAGAUUUGUACGAAUCAAGGAAGAUCCUUCUCAAACCUUGUUUGAGUAUGUUGUGGUAGAUAAUUUUCUCACAGCUCUUUCUGCAAUUGUCGCCAAAUACAAUAUAGCCUGUACAAAAAUAUUCAGCUCUAUAAUGAAUGAUCCAUUGAGACAUCCAACACUGAAUGCUCCUAAAUUGGAAUAUUUUACAAAUUUCAUUCACCGAUUGAAAAUUCCCUUGUUUAUCAAGAAAGAUCUUGAAAUUAUCAAUCGAAUAAGAAAUGGAAUUGGUAAUCAUUACUUUGAUCUUGGUGACUUAAAAUCAAGUGACACCAAAUGCACUAGAAUUCAAACAAGUAGUCUAGGACUUAAUUAUGCUUCAUCUAGCACACAACAACCAAAUUCAUUCCUGGUGGGAGCUUUUAUCAGUCAUAAGAAUUUACAAUUAGAGGUUGAAAAGCUCAACCAUUUAUCUCUUGACUCAGAAAAUUUGGAAUAUUAUAGAAUUGUUGAAUGGAUGAAUGAUCAACAUGAAAUACUGCUUGCCAUUUUCGGAUCAACCAUGAAACUCAAGGAGUCAGAAUUGAAGGAGUUGCUUGAAGCAUUCCAUAAUUCUUUAAAACACACUACUGUUUCUAUUGUUAUGGCUCUUAGCUCAACAAACUUGAUCAAUUUCACAAAAUUACGACACUCUCAUUCGUUCAUGAUUGAUAAUUUGUUAUCUCAUCCAAGGUUCAAGUUGCUUACAAAUUUCGUCCCACAAAAAGCUCUUCUUUCUUUUCAAAACGUGAAAGUAAUGAUUACACAUUGUGGAGCUGGUAGUGUCAACGAAGCAAUAUACUUUGGGAAACGUCUUAUUGGAAUUCCAUAUGAUUAUGAUCAAUUUCGAGUUUCGAAUAUGAUUCAAGAAACCCGUGUUGGUAUUUCAAUUGUUAGCUCCAAAGAGGAAAAAGGUAAAUGGACAUCUGACACAGUAUAUAAUGCUAUUACUACAAUACUCUUUUCAAAUGAAAGUGAGACUUUCAGAAUACAAGUUCACAAAAUGCAAACUUUAUCAAGGUAUGCUGGUGGAGUUGAAAGAGCAGCCGAAAUUAUUGAAAUGAUGGCACAACUCGAAGGAGAUUUAUCUUGGGCUGUUGUUGACAAACAUUUGACUUGGUAUCAGUUCUUUUUUAUUGACGUUAUUGGUUUUUAUCUUGCCGUGAUUGUGUCUUUAAUCAUUGCUGUUUGUCGAUUUGGUUUUAGAUGUUAUUGCUGUAAAAAGAAUGGGAAUCUAAAGAAACAUGUUAAUACGCCGUAUUAG